Messenger RNA from Ostreococcus tauri, 5613 nucleotides. Its product is annotated as Suppressor of forked. Gene Ontology annotation, molecular function: protein binding; RNA binding. The record is from RefSeq and is a predicted model, not a curated record. Gene Ontology annotation, biological process: rRNA processing. The transcript has 2 exons. The coding region runs from base 1 to 5613 and encodes 1870 amino acids. NCBI's taxonomy places the organism in Eukaryota, Viridiplantae, Chlorophyta, Mamiellophyceae, Mamiellales, Bathycoccaceae. Gene Ontology annotation, cellular component: nucleolus; nucleus; small-subunit processome.
AUGGCGACGCCGAGCGAAGCGAGAGAGGACAAAAACGUCGAGGGCGAGUUCGAGGUCGUCCGGAGCGGGUGGCGGGCAAAGUACGUCGAGACGCUCAAGUACAAAUCGUUGCGAUCGGGCGUAAAGCUCUUGGGCGUCGUCUCGGAGGUGACCGCGAGAGGUCUGGUGAUGAGUCUACCCGACGGUCUUCGAGGGACGGUCGCGCGCGCGGAGGCUUCCGACGUCUUCCGCGGAGCGACGAGGAGUGCUGGAGCUGAAUCGGCUGACGACGAAUCGGAAUCAUCGGAUGACGAGUUCGAAGGGGAAGAGGAGACGAUCAGUUUGGAAUCGCUGUAUGAACCCGGUCAGGUGCUUCGCUGCGUGGUGCUAAGCCUGGACAAGGGGAAAACGGGCGGUAAGCGCAUCGAGUUAUCAUUACGUUUGGAAAACGUUUGCGCAGGCAUUGGCAAGGAUAGUCUCGUCGAGGGAUCCGUCGCACCGGCGAUGGUGAAGAGCAUUGAAGAUCAUGGAUACAUUUUGGAUUUUGGCAUAGCGGGAACGAGCGGGUUUUUGCCGAAGAAGAGUGUUGCUAACGACCUGACGAUUCGACGAGGGAAAAUUUUGGACGUCGUAAUCACCGCGACUCCCACUGGAAAUAAGGGAUACUUCACGGUGACGAGCGAUCAGAAGAGAGUCACAAGUUCAGUUUCUCACGAAACGUCUGCGACAAAUGUGUCGACGCUUCUCCCAGGCAUGCUCGUGAACUCACGCGUGAAGCAAGUCCUUGCGGACGGAAUAUUGUGCAGUUUCAUGACUUUCUUUUCAGGCACUGUGGAUUGCUUUCAAACGGGCUCGGUUGCCACGACAAAGGGCGUAGCGUCAGCCUUCAAGGUUGGUCAACGUAUGCGCGCACGUGUGAUUUUCGUAGAUGCUGUUGCAAAGCGCGUUUGCUUGACGCUCUUGCCACACUUACUUGAGCAUACGUCGAUCACACUUCCAAAGCUCGGUAAAGUCUUUCAAACGGCGACUAUCGCAAGAGUUGACGCCGGCCAGGGCGUUGCACUGAGCGUGUCUGACGGCGAUGAUCACAUCGCGGCUUAUGCGCACGUUUCUCAACUCUCUGAUGAACGUGUGGAAAAGGUUGAGAAGAAGUUUAAAAUUGGACGCUCGGUCAAUGUCCGGGUCAUCGGUCAUCGGCUAAUGGAUGGUAUCGUGAGUGUGAGUCUAAAGUCGUCUGUGAUGGCUCAACCAUUCUUUUCACUCGAAGAGCUCACUCCCGGUAUGUUGGUCAACGGUGAAGUUGUCGCAGUCGAGCAUUACGGAGCUAUAGUAAAGCUCGCUGAAGGAAUUAAAGCGCUGUGUCCUCCGCUUCACGUCUCUGACAUUGUCGGUAGAACGACGUCGUCGAAGGUCAGUCCGGGGGCUAAACUUAAAUUUAGAGUGCUGAACGUCGACAAAAAUAGCCGACGGGCGACAGUGUCGCACAAACGGACGCUCAUUAAGUCGGAGUUGCCUGUGAUUGCGUCGCUCGAGGACGCCCUCCCGGGUGCUGUGACGCAUGGCGUCGUCACCGGUGUCAACGAGUACGGUGUAUUUAUCUCUCUGUAUGGCGAUUUGAGAGGUUUGGCGAAUGUGAAUGAUUUAGGUUUACUUAGUGACCAGAAACCAAGCGACGCGUUUGGAGUCGGACAGGUUGUUCGCGUCACUAUUGUGUCAGCCGAUGCUUCUGGCAGACUACGAUUAUCUCUUGCGGCUGGUGUGGCGUUGGAGGCCAAGACCCCCGGCUUGAUGAUAAACGCAUCUGCGGCUGAUUUAACCCCUGGUAUUAUCGUUGAAACGGCGGUGGUCACUCACGUCUCCGCGCAAACUGGGAACGUAGAGGUUGUUUUUACCGCUGAAAAAGGCAACGUACCAGGGAUUAUAGCUCUCGCGCACCUGUCAGAUCAUCCUUUGACAGCAACAGGCUUGAGUUCCGUUCUGAAUCCUGGCGACAAGAUCGGUCCUCUUGUUGUGCUUGAAGGCAAGCCUACGCGGGCGGUAUUGUCUCGCAAGCUUUCUCUUGUUGAAAGUAGUCAGAAUUCGAAACUUCCUGCUUCCGCCGAGGAGGCGACGCCCGGGUCGGUGUUUCCUGGGUACGUAGCAUCUGCUACUUCGGCGGGUGUUUUUGUGCGCUUUUUGGGCAAACUUACAGGGCUAGCACCGCCAUCGCAGCUCGUGGAUGGCGUCUCCGCGGACAUUCAUGACAUGUUCCCGGUUGGGAAGACAGUGAACGCUUUAGUGCUUGCCGUCGACACAUCUACGUCGCCUCCGAGAUUGUCGCUUUCGCUUAAGUUGUCAGCGACGUCGUCUCCUCUGAGCGAUGCGCCAUUGAUACGAUCGUUCUUCAACGACAUAGAGCUUUUGGACGAACGAGUCGCUAAUGCUGAUGACGUCGGCAUCUCACCAGAGACAGCCAAAUCUCUCCAACCUGGUACCUGGAUGGACGUCACUGUGAAUGAAACCAAGGAAUACGGUGUGCUCAUGGAUAUGGCAAUCGAUUCCAACGCAGUCGGUCUCGUUACUCCUCAUCAGCUACCAGAAAGUGUUGAAUUUGAAUCAGGCGAUGCGGUAAAAUGUUACGUGUUGGAUGUGAGCCGGCGAGAGGGCGUUGUUGACAUGGGCAUGCGUUCUGGUUUAGAACGCUUCAAGCGUAACAAAACAGCAUCUGGCAAGAGCCUUAAAAGACUCAAAGUUGGUGACGAAGUGACCGCAGAUGUCGAGCUCGUCAAGGCUGAGUAUGCUGUUUUCUCUUUACCGGAUCAUAGUGGACUUAUCGGAUACGCAUCAGUUCACCAUCUCAAUCGAUCUUACGAGGAUGCUACGCAACGCUUUACUCCAGCUCAACGGGUGAAAGCAAUCGUCGCACAGUUACCCGACGGUGCAAACGGUCGCCUUCUCCUUACGGUACCCGUUACUAUUAGUUCGUCGGGCGGUAAGAUAGCUGCCGGGACGCUCGUCAAAGGCGUCGUAUCGGAAAUUCAGCCACUUCAAGCCUUGGUCGCGUUACCAAACAACGCUCGAGGUAGAUUGUACAUUAGCGAGUUCGAUCUCACUGAGGAGAAACCGCUCGCUUCCGUAUCCGUCGGUAGCACGAUCGAAGCUACUGUAUUAGGUCUCGCUGGUGAGCGUGGAGGAUUGCUGGAUUUAUCAGUCCACCGAAAGAGUGCGUUCAGUCUCGAUGGCGUAUCCGUUGGCGACUCGUUGAACGCCUACGUACUUUCGAUCACUCAGGAUGGACUCAAAGUUACCGUUGCGCCGGGAGUGACGUCUUUCAUUCCAAAGAUUGAAACGUCCGACAAGGCAUCCGAGCUCAGUGAAAGUCUAGAGACGAGAUUCGUCAUCGGUCAGCGAGUACGCGCCACUGCUGUUGACAUCAAGUUGAACAAGAGGCGAAUCGAUCUUACGCUUCGAACGGAAAGUGUUUUCGGAUCGAACAAAGUGUGUGUGGGCGCGAAAUUGCAUGGUAUCGUCACUCGCGUGGUUAAACAUGCUGGUGUCAUGGUUCAGAUUGGGUCGCACUCGUUUGGUAGAAUACAUCUCACAGAUUUAUCAGAUGAACUCAAGGAAGAGCCGAGUGCAAGCUACGCUGCUGGCGCAGUCGUCCAAGUGCGUGUGUUGAAUGUAUCGCCGAGCGGCGAGAUUGAUUUAUCGACUCGUGCUUCGCGAAUGUCGAGUAAAACGAUCUUGCCCGAAGAUGCCGAAGUACAAGACGUGGCGAAUCUCGUACCAGGUCAACGCAUCAAGGGCUAUGUCAAGGCUACGACAAAGAAAGGCUGUUUUGUCGCUCUUUCUCGCAGCAUCGAUGCCAUGUGCAAGCUUUCAAAUCUGGCGGAUGACUUCAUAGCCGACCCGAUCGCAUCUUUCCCGCCUGGGAAGCUCGUGCAAGGUCGAAUCGUGAGCGCCGACGCGGCGAAAGGGCGAGUUGAAAUCUCUCUUCGUGAACGGGAAAACAGCUCUCAGGGGAACGCGGAUGUUUCAGGCGUUGACGUGGGAUCUGUGAUGAUGGGGACGGUACGUCGCGUGCAGCCUUAUGGUGUCUUCAUCGGUCUAGAUGGAACGAAACUAUCUGGGCUCUGUCACAUCUCAAUGUUUGCCGACGCACGUAUCAACGAUGACUUGUCUUUGCACGUUCGCCAGGGCGAGCGAGUGCGAGUAAAAGUGCUGGAGAUCAAUGCGGAGACAAAAAAAAUAUCACUCGGUUGUAAGGCUUCAUUAUUUGAAGACGACGACAAAAAUGACGAAGACGAAGACCAUGAAAUGGAAGACGCACAAAAUCCGACGCUGGAUCCAUUGAUGGACGUGGAUGGAGAGAGCGAUGACGACGAUGACGACGAUGACGACGAUGAUGAUAAUGAAGAUGACAGCGACGAGGAGCUUGAUGGCGACAGUGAAGAAGAACACGACGAUGAAGAGAAUGGUAAUAGUGAAGAGGACGAGGGGUUGAUUGCAAAAAGCGACGAGGAAAUCGACGAGGAAAUCGACGAGGAAAGCGACGAGGAUGUCGAAGACGAUACCAGUGAGUCUGACGACGCGGCUGGCGACAUGUCCGCCUCGGAUGCAAAUGACUCUGAUGGCGAAGCCUCCGAUUCUGAAGACGAACCGAUCGGGAAGGACUUAUCUUUCGAUUGGGGCGCUACGGAAAACGAAAUACGGCCGGUGAAUGUCGAUUCCGAUAAUCCAGACGAUGCGAAGCCGCUUUCCAAGCGUGAAAAGAAACGCUUGAAGGAAGCUAAAGAACUCGAGAUCUUGCAGAAGGAACAAGCACUCAGAGACGGGGAUGCCGUUCCUGAAUCCGCUAUGGAAUUUGAAAAGCUCCUCAUCGCUUCACCGAGGUCUUCGUUUCUGUGGGUGAGAUAUAUGGCGUUCCACGUCAGCUGCGGAGCAUACGCUGAAGCCAGAGAAGUUGCCGAGCGCGCAAUCGUAGCGAUACCGGCCUCAGAGGAGACCGAACGCAUGAAUAUUUGGGCGGCGUAUCUCAAUCUUGAGAACAAGUAUGGAACUCCGACACCAGAAGAAGCGGUGAAAAAGCUUUUCACUCGCGCGGUCCAGCUUUCCAAUGCAAAGCACUUGCAUAUGACGCUCAUAUCAAUGUACGAACGAAACGGGCAACAACAGUCGCUCGAAGACGCUCUCAAGAAGGCGGCAAAGAAGUUUUCGUAUAGCACUAAAGUCUGGCUAGCGUACAUAAGAGCCGCAGUCUUGAAGGGUAACUCCGAGUGGGCGCGGCAGUUGCUCGAUAGGGCGACGCAAGCGCUGCCGAAACACAAGCACAUCAAAAUCUUGAUGCGAACUGCUCUCUUCGAAAUGAAAGAGGGCAACCCCGAAAGAGGGAGAACGAUGUUUGAGGGGAUAUUGCGAAACUACCCGCGUCGCACCGAUAUUUGGUCGGUAUACAUUGAUCAGGAAAUCAAACAGGGCGAUGUUCUGCGCAUCCGUGCCUUGUUUGAGAGAGCGACGCACCUUGAUCUCAACGCGAAGAGCAUGAAGUUUUUGUUCAAGCGCUACUUAGAUUUCGAACGCUCGGAGGGCGAUGACGAGCGCAUAGCACACGUAAAACAGCGUGCGAUGGAGUACGUAUCGAACAAGUUUGGCUAA